GGGCACAAGCCGUCGAUGGCGGUCCCGGUCGCUGUCCCGGUCCCGGCGGGGGCGGGGCGAGACCCGCUCGGGCACCACCCGCCCUCUCAGCGGCGCAGCCCCUUUAAAUCCAAGAUGGCCGCCGCCUCAGCCCUGCCGGCCGCAGCGCGCCGCCUGCCGGCGGCCCCGGCUCUGCCGGCGCUGGCCGCCUGCCGCGGGCUGGGCGGCUCGGCGCCGCGCUGCACCACCGACCCGCUGUGGAAGUGCCGGACCAAGUACACCGUGCGGCCCGUGGGCAUGAAGAAGACGGGCGGGCGCGACCACACAGGCCGCCUCCGCGUGCGGGGAAUCGGUGGGGGACACAAGCGGCGCUACCGCAUGAUCGACUUCCAGCGCCUGCGCUACGAGGAGGGGGCCCCGCCGGAGCCCUUCACCGAGAAGGUCAUCAGUGUCCGAUACGACCCUUGCAGGUCGGCUGACAUCGCCCUGGUGGCCGGCGGCAACCGCAAGCGCUGGAUCAUCGCCACGGAGAACAUGCAGCCCGGGAGCACCAUCACGACCUCGCCUCACAUUAGCAGGAUGGCAGUGUCAGCCAGUGAAGGGGACGCGUACCCGCUGGGAGCUCUGCCUGUUGGCACACUGAUCUGCAACCUGGAGAGCCACCCUGGGAAGGGAGCACAGUACAUCCGCGCAGCUGGUACUUGUGGGGUGCUGCUGCGGAAAGUGAACGGGACAGCCAUCGUGCAGCUGCCGUCCAAAAGGCACAUGCAGGUGUUGGAGACGUGUGUGGCCACAGUGGGCCGUGUGUCCAACGUGGAUCACAACAAGCGGGUGAUCGGCAAGGCGGGCCGGAACCGCUGGCUGGGCAAGCGCCCGCACACGGGCUUGUGGCACCGCAAGGGUGGCUGGGCCGGGCGCAAGAUCAAGCCUCUCCCGCCCAUGAAAAGCUACGUCAACCUGCCACGGGUCAAAGCAGUGGAGUGAUGCUCGGGGCAAAUAAAGCGUUUUUCAUGCCA
Messenger RNA from Passer montanus (Eurasian tree sparrow), 995 nucleotides. It is a transcript of the gene MRPL2, whose product is annotated as mitochondrial ribosomal protein L2. The transcript has 6 exons. Gene Ontology annotation, cellular component: ribosome. Bases 16 to 963 code for a protein of 315 amino acids. Lineage: Eukaryota; Metazoa; Chordata; Aves; Passeriformes; Passeridae. Gene Ontology annotation, biological process: cytoplasmic translation. Gene Ontology annotation, molecular function: structural constituent of ribosome; RNA binding. The record is from RefSeq and is a predicted model, not a curated record.